Messenger RNA from Emericellopsis cladophorae, 543 nucleotides. RefSeq names its product Phenolic acid decarboxylase. The transcript has a single exon. The record is from RefSeq and is a predicted model, not a curated record. NCBI's taxonomy places the organism in Eukaryota, Fungi, Ascomycota, Sordariomycetes, Hypocreales, Bionectriaceae. Gene Ontology annotation, molecular function: carboxy-lyase activity. The coding region runs from base 1 to 543 and encodes 180 amino acids.
AUGCCUCCGAACACUUCGCUCCCUCAAUUUCUCACCAACACGGAUCUUGAUCCUUCCUUUGAAAAGGAAAUUCGAGACAUUCACCUCAUAUACGACUACGACGCGCAGAGCGCCGAUGGAAAGCCCGAAAAGUGGCGGUAUGAGAUGUGGUUCUUCUCCGAGAACCGCAUCGUCUACGCGAUCCACGGGGGCCCCAUGGCAGGUAGGGUGAGCUACCAGACGGCGACCUAUCAGUGCAUCCGCCCAGGGGAACUGUGGCAGUGCAACUGGCUCGAGGAGACGGGCACCAUCUGCUCGCUCGUGUACGACAUUACGCAGCAGACCAUUACGACACUGCUUGGAUUCUCCAAGGGCCACUGGGAGAACCCGGAGGACGCGCAUGGCGACAAGAGGAACCCAGAGGACUUUGAGCGCUGGAGGGGCCUUGCGAAAAUGGGUACGCAGGUCGACAGGUUCAUGUUGUCGGAGCAGGCCAACAUCAAGGAGAGCUUUAAGGGAGCAGGACAGCUCAAGCCGAUUGCGCCCGACGCUGAAACCUUCUGA